Molecule: messenger RNA, 4140 nt
Organism: Zingiber officinale
Lineage: Eukaryota; Viridiplantae; Streptophyta; Magnoliopsida; Zingiberales; Zingiberaceae
Product: LRR receptor-like serine/threonine-protein kinase GSO1
Exons: 2
Coding region: 274-4053 (1259 amino acids)
Biological process (GO): protein phosphorylation
Molecular function (GO): ATP binding; receptor serine/threonine kinase binding; protein kinase activity
Source: RefSeq, a predicted model, not a curated record
UGACAGUAAUUUAUAAUACUGCAUCGGCCAUGGCAGGAGAGCUGAACUACAUACAGCUCUGAGUCCUGCCUCUCCAAACCCCAAUCCACACUCCACCCUCAUUAUCUUCCCACCUUCCCCCAAUUUGAUGGCACCAUCUUCAAUUCUUCUCUAACCUCCCUGUCCUUGGCGAGUAACCCUAGAACGCCAUUAAAACUCUCCUCCAUUUUUCUCUCUUUCUCUUUCUAUUGCUCUCCUUCAAUCUUUCCAAUUCCCCAGAAUGGCACCCUGUGCAUGCAUGCGUGCAUGGGUUCAACUGAUAUUGAGGGGCUUUGUUCAACUGAUAUCAUCUCUCUCUGCUGUUCUUUGCUUCUUCUUUUUCCUAAGGUUGUAGAGAUGGAUAGGAAUCGGAGGGGGAGGAUGGCUGUAGUCGUUCUUGUGGUGGCGGUGGUGCUCUGCUCCUGGCUGCCUUUGGCUGUCGGCCAUGGCGGCUUCGACUUGGAAGCUCUGUUGCAGAUCAGGGACUCGUUCACAGACGACCCCGACGGGUUGCUUGAGGAAUGGAGAGGGGGAAACCCGGACUACUGCUCCUGGCGCGGCAUCACCUGCGACGAACUCGACAGGGUGGUGGUGGCGAUCAACCUAUCCUCCUCUUCUAUCGCCGGCUCCGUCUCGUCUGGGUUCACCCGGCUGAGUCGACUCGAGGCCCUUGACCUCUCCGACAACCGUCUCACCGGCAGCAUCCCGAGUCAACUCGGGAGGAUCUCCACGCUAUCCGCGCUGCUUCUCCAUUCCAACGACCUCUCUGGGACGAUCCCGCCGGAACUCGGCGACCUCUACGGCCUCCAGGUCCUGCGGAUAGGAAACAACCCGAGCCUCUCGGGACCGAUUCCGGACUCGCUGGGGAAACUCGGGAACUUGACCACUCUCGCCAUGGCACUCUGCAACCUCUCCGGACCCAUUCCGAGCCGACUAGGCCAGCUUAGUCGACUCCAGAACCUGGUACUCCAGCACAACCGAUUCGACGGCCCGAUUCCGCCGGAGCUCGGCGAAUUGUCCAGCCUCCAGAUACUGAACCUGGCGAAUAACUCGCUCCGGGGAGAGAUUCCGAGUGAACUAGGAGAACUGAGUCAACUCACCUACCUCAACUUGAUGUCCAAUCGGCUCCACGGCUGCAUUCCGAGGUCCCUCGCUAAGCUCACCGGGCUUCUCAGUCUGGACUUGUCGAUCAACGAGCUCGAAGGCGAUUUCACAGCCGAACUCAGCCAGCUGAGUCAACUCGGCUACCUUGUCUUGUCUGACAACGGCCUCUCCGGCCUUCUGCCGGAGACCCUGUGCCAGAAUGCCACUAGCUUGCAGCACUUGUUCUUGUCCAACAACAACUUCUCUGGUCCAAUUCCGACCGGCUUAGCUCAAUGCCGAUCAUUGACGCAGUUAAACAUGGCCAACAACAGCUUCUCCGGCGCAAUCCCCGUUGAGCUUGGCGAGCUUACCGGUCUCACCGAUCUAUAUCUAAACAACAACACCAUCUCAGGUUCAAUUCCCCGUGAUCUUGGCAACCUCAGCAAGCUCCAAACUCUAACUUUGUACCACAACGAGUUGCACGGCUCGCUGCCGGAGGAGAUCGGCCAGUUGCAGCAGCUCCAGAUCCUUUAUUUGUACGAGAACCAGCUUUCCGGCGAUAUCCCGGUGGCUAUCGGUAAUUGUUCAAGCUUGCAAAUGAUUGAUUUUUUCGGGAACCAUUUCUCCGGCAGCAUCCCGGCGGCCAUUGGCCGCCUUAAGAAGCUCAAUUUCCUCCACUUAAGGCAAAACGACCUCUCUGGCGUGAUUCCCUCGUCGCUGGGCAACUGUCGGCAGCUUCAAAUUCUCGACCUGGCUGACAACCGGCUGUCCGGUGGGAUUCCGGCGACCUUCGGCAACUUGCGAUCACUUGAACAGCUCAUGCUCUACAACAAUUCAAUGGAGGGAAGCGUUCCAGACGAGAUGUUCUAUUGCCGGAACAUCACCAGAGUGAACCUCUCCAACAACAAGCUCACUGGAAGCAUGCUGCCGCUUUGCGGGUCGAGCUCUCUGCUCUCCUUUGACCUCACCAACAACUUCUUCGACCUCGAGAUCCCGGCACAGCUGGGGAACUCACCGGAGCUCGAGCGGAUUCGCCUCGGGAGCAACCGUAUCACUGGCGAGAUCCCGCCGUUGCUCGGGGAAAUCAGCGCGCUUUCUCUGCUUGAUUUAUCGAGCAACUUGCUGACCGGAGAGAUCCCCAAAGAACUCGCCGCGUGCAAGAAUCUGACGCACAUUGUUCUGAAUAAUAAUCGGCUCACGGGAGAAAUCCCGGCAUGGCUCGGUGGCCUCCAGCAGUUGGGGGAGCUCAAACUCUCUUCAAACAGGUUCGCCGGAAGUGUUCCAAUUGAGCUCUACAAUUGCUCAAAUCUACUAAAGCUUUCCCUCGACGAUAAUUCACUCACCGGGUCGCUCCUGCCGGAGAUUGGCAAGCUCGCGUCGCUCAAUGUGCUUAACUUGGCCCGCAACCAGUUCUCCGGCGCGAUCCCUGCUUCCAUUGGGAAGCUGAGCAAGCUCUACGAGCUCCGGUUAUCGGAGAACUUUUUCUCCGGUCCGGUUCUCGUCGAGUUAGAGCAGCUCCAAGAGCUGCAGAGCGCGCUCGACCUCAGCCUCAACAAGCUCACCGGAGGAAUUCCCUCGUCCAUCGCGUCGCUCGCCAAGCUGGAAGACCUCAACUUCUCCCAUAAUUCACUCACCGGAAGUGUCCCGCCGGAGAUUGCCGAGAUGAGCAGCUUGGUCACGCUUGAUCUCUCCCACAACGAUCUGCAGGGACAACUGGACCAACGACUCGCGCGCUGGCCACCGCAGUCGUUCAUUCCCAACCUUGCCCUCUGCGGAGGGCCGCUCCCGCCGUGCGGCCUGGCCGGAAACCACCGCUCGAUGGCCAACUCGGCGGCCGUGGCCUUCAUCUCCGCCUCCGCAACGCUCGUCAUCCUUCUCCUCCUCAUCGCCGCGGUGCUACGGGGAAGGCAGUGCUGGAAGCAGUCUGGCGAGGUGAACUGCACGUACUUCUACAAGAGCUCCUCGAUGACGCGGCCAGAGCCGUCGAUGAAGGGCUGGAUGAGGCGGGAGUUCAAGUGGGAAGCGAUCAUGGAGGCGACGAGCAACCUGAGUGACGAGUUUAUCAUCGGCUCUGGCGGAUCCGGCACCGUGUACAGAGCCGAGCUGGCUACCGGCGAGACGGUGGCCGUAAAACGUACUCUGCUCGGAAACAGAGACUCCUUCCCCCGAGAUAAGAGCUUCCUCCGCGAGGUCAAGGUUCUGGGCCGCGUCCGCCACCGCCACCUCGUCAAGCUCCUCGGGUUCCUGAGCAGCGGCGACUCCGGAGAGCACCUCUUGGUCUAUCAGUUCAUGGAGAACGGGAGCCUGUGGGAUUGGCUCCACAAGCCCGGCGUGAACCAGAAGAGGAAGCGCGAGCUGAGCUGGGAGACGCGAUUGCGGAUCGCCGUCGGCCUCGCCAACGGCCUCGAGUACCUCCACCACGACUGCGUCCCCUGCGUCCUUCACAGGGACAUCAAGUCCAGCAACUUGUUGCUCGACCGCGACAUGGAGGCGCACCUCGGAGAUUUCGGCCUGGCCAAGGCCGCUGCAGGCGAGAGUUCCGUCGGAUACACAGACUCCGCCUCUUGCUUCGCCGGAUCCUACGGCUACAUCGCUCCCGAGUACGCGUACACGACGAAGGCCACCGAGAAGAGCGACGUCUACAGCAUGGGAAUCGUCCUCAUGGAGCUCGUAUGCGGACUGAUGCCGACCGACAGGAGCUUCGCCGGAGACGUGGACAUGGUUAGAUGGGCGGAGUCGCGGAUGGCGGCGGCCGAGUGGGAGGAGCUGGUGGAUCCAGCUCUGAGGCCGAUGGCGCCGGCGGAGGAGGCGAGCGCGCUCGAGGUCCUCAACGUGGCGCUGCAGUGCACAAGGACUGCGCCGGCGGAGAGGCCGAGCUCGCGGCGAGUCUCCGAUCUGCUGCAUCAGAUUGCGCUAAAGAACGAAAGCAGGGAGCAUAAAAUUGCAGCGUAGUUAAACAUUGUUUACUUUAAUUCACAUUAAAUUGUAAAUUAUUUUUUUUUUGUUUUGGCCACUUAAAUUGUUAAAUUUUUUGAUGAA